This is a messenger RNA of Eleginops maclovinus (Patagonian blennie), 2253 nucleotides long. It is a transcript of the gene xiap, whose product is annotated as X-linked inhibitor of apoptosis. Gene Ontology annotation, molecular function: cysteine-type endopeptidase inhibitor activity involved in apoptotic process; ubiquitin protein ligase activity. NCBI's taxonomy places the organism in Eukaryota, Metazoa, Chordata, Actinopteri, Perciformes, Eleginopidae. Bases 199 to 1605 code for a protein of 468 amino acids. The transcript is spliced from 8 exons. Gene Ontology annotation, biological process: positive regulation of protein ubiquitination; negative regulation of apoptotic process; regulation of cell cycle. Gene Ontology annotation, cellular component: nucleus; cytoplasm. The record is from RefSeq and is a predicted model, not a curated record.
ACGCGGGUAGAGGUGCGCGUGCGUUGUUUCACUUCCUGGAAUCGAUGUCACGUCAAUAAACUGUUGUCUUUACUCAUUGCGUUGUGCUGUAGGCAGUAGUCACACCAGAGACUGACUGAAAUUGGAGACCACAACUGACUUUGAACUAUUAAGACAUUUGGUCCACCAAGUUUCCGCAGUUUCCUCCCCGGUUCCAUCAUGUGUGAUCUCAGACAGGAUGGCGAUCUGGAGACAGAUCACAUGGCGGAUUUCUCCCUGAGAAACAUUCGCCUGGACUCAUUCCGCGGCUCCGGCCUGGCCCAGCAGGUGUCUGCAGAGAGACUGGCCCGCGCCGGCUUCUACUUCACGGGCCAGGCCGACCGCGUCCGCUGCUUCAGCUGCCAGGCGACCGUGGAGAACUGGUGCAGGGGAGACACGCCUGUGGAGAGGCAUAAGGAGGUUUCCCCAUCGUGCAGGUUUCUGAGCUGCAUCCACCGCCCCAAUUUCAACCCAGGUUUUGAUACCAGUCUGACUAAUGGUUCCGCCUACAACGAAGAAGCAGAAGACAUGGAGUUUCGAUUGAGAACAGGAGAGGUGGUCGAUCAGAGCAUCUUCCCGAUGCUCCCUCACAUGAGGAGCGAGGAGGCCCGGCUCCGGACCCUCUCUGACUGGCCUUCUGACGCUCCAGUGACACCCCAAGAUCUGGCCCAAGCCGGCCUCUAUUACCUCGGAGAGGCUGACCGGGUGCAGUGUUUCUGCUGCGGCGGUAUGCUGGGGGGCUGGGAAGAGGGAGACACCGCCUGGGAAGAACACAGCAAACAUUACUCUAACUGUUUCUUCAUCCUCGGCCAUGAUGUGGGCAACAUCCCAUUAGCCGGGGGGGCAGUGGUGGAGGAGGAGGGCGGAAGUAGACAACACGCAAACCCUCAAGUCCAGAUGGGGAAUUAUGAAGAGAGGCUUGCCAGCUUCGCAGCUGUCCAGCACCCUGUUGACCCCGAGAGGCUGGCCAGAGCUGGCUUCUACAGCACAGGUGCAACAGACAGGGUGCUGUGUUUCAGCUGUGGUGGAGGUUUGAAGGGUUGGCAGCCCGAGGAAGACCCUUGGGAAGAACAUGCCAAACACUACCCUGGAUGCAGCUUCCUGUUAACAGAAAAAGGACAAGAGUUUGUCAACAACAUCCAGCUCCAAGACCCUCGACGAAAUCGAGCUGCUUCAAGUCAUCAGAAUGGAUUUUCUGGACAUGGGAAGGAGGUGCUGCGGUCCGACAUGGCUCAGAAGGCGAUAGAGAUGGGUCUGGAGCCCAGUGUGGUGGAAAAAACCAUCCUGGAGAAAAUCAGUACGACUAGCUCAGGCUACUCCACCCUGGAGGCUCUUGUAGAGGAUUGUCUCCACAACACUCAACUGAGUGACGCUGCCUCGUCACAGGGUCAAGAUGAAGACCCACUGGAGAAUCUGCGGAGGCUGCAGAGGGAAAAACAGUGCAAAAUAUGUAUGGACAGAGAUAUCUGUAUUGUCUUCAUUCCAUGUGGUCAUCUGGUCACCUGUAAGCAGUGUUCAGAGAUGCUCAUCAAGUGUCCAAUCUGCUGUGGGGCCAUAGAACAGAAGCUCAAGACCUACAUCGCCUAAGGGAAUCACAAACUCUUGCCAAACAUCAAUGCUGCUUUCGCUCUAUCUCUAUAAUAUUGUAUUUUAAUAAAUAAUGUAGAUACCCUGUGUUAUAUUUAAAGACCAUGUUGUUUGUACGAGUACGAGAAGAAGAUAAUGAGUCGUCACAAUCACUGAGAUGUUAAAUAGCUGUUAAUACUGAGAUGGUUUAUUAUAAAUAGUUGAUUGUGAUUUUAUAGAUAAUAAUAAAGUGCUGAAACUUGUAAUUACACACUAGAGGCUAAUUAUUAUUAGCACAGCGUCCGUCUUUCUUGCCAGAGGUGCCUUUCUCUUGUUUAAUGUACUUGUGUCUUUUUUCGUGGUUUUAUUUAGGACAUUUUCCACAGGGUAAUUGAACUAUACAUGGGAAUUAAUUUCAGUGUGUUUUAUAACCCUAUGUGUCCCACUUAUAUAUUUUGUCUUGCAAUAGUUCUCCAUUUUUCCAAUCUCUGGCUCUUUACUGAAAUAUAAACGACGAUCACUUACUGCCCUUUGCUUUAUAACUGACACAAUCAACUCUAAUUAGGGGCCAACAAUUAAUCAGUCUGUUGUUAAAUUCAUUAAGUGUUCAAUCAUGCAAUGUGUUUUGUCAACAAGAGUGAAUAAAUCUGAAUGUUUGGACUUGAGAAA